Messenger RNA from Parastagonospora nodorum SN15, 135 nucleotides. RefSeq lists its product as hypothetical. The transcript is spliced from 2 exons. The record is from RefSeq and is a predicted model, not a curated record. NCBI's taxonomy places the organism in Eukaryota, Fungi, Ascomycota, Dothideomycetes, Pleosporales, Phaeosphaeriaceae. The coding region runs from base 1 to 135 and encodes 44 amino acids.
AUGGUGGACUGGAUCGAGACCUUUGCCUGGCCUUUUGUUGAGGACAUACGCAAAGUGACACUUGAGGGUGUCAUCAAGAAGGACCCGAAGCCCUCCUCCUUGUUCAUGUCGCAAGCCUUGUCAGGCUACGCGUAA